GAGGCGGCGGCGGCCCUCCCCCGGUGGUGACAGUCUCUCGGGGGCCCGCCUUCCCCUCGCCCGCCCCGCAGUAUGGCUGCCAUGGGAGAACAGAGCAAGUUUUCACAGACAUUGAAUGGAACUCCUGCUUCAAGCACAGUCAGUGGUGGGAUGGAUCCCUUCCAUGCUUGUAGCAUUCUCCAGCAGCUCAAAGCUAUGUAUGAUGAAGGACAGCUGACAGAUAUUGUGGUAGAAGUGGAUCAUGGGAAAACUUUUUCCUGUCAUCGGAACGUUCUUGCUGCAAUCAGUCCUUAUUUCAGAUCAAUGUUCACUAGUGGCCUUACUGAGAGUACCCAGAAAGAAGUUCGAAUUGUUGGAGUUGAAGCAGAGUCCAUGCAUUUAGUACUGAACUAUGCAUAUACUUCCAGAGUAACACUGACAGAGGCCAAUGUCCAAGCUUUGUUUACUGCAGCUAGUAUCUUCCAGAUCCCUUCUAUCCAGGACCAGUGUGCAAAAUAUAUGAUCAGUCAUUUGGACCCCCAGAACUCAAUUGGAGUGUUUAUCUUUGCCGAUCACUAUGGGCAUCAGGAAUUGAAAGUCAGAUCACAAGAUUACAUUCGAAAAAAGUUCCUGAGUGUCACCAAAGAGCAAGAGUUUCUCCAGCUGAGGAAAGAUCAACUCGUAAGCAUACUGGACAGCAAUGACUUAAAUGUAGACAAGGAAGAGCAUGUCUAUGAAAGCAUUAUAAGAUGGUUUGAACAUGAGCCCAACAAAAGAGAAGCCCACUUGCCAGAAAUUUUUGCCAAAUGCAUCCGCAUGCCCCUGUUGGAUGAAGCAUUCGUAGAGAAAAUUCCUCCCAUGUUUGCACAGGCUAUAGCCCAAAACUGUGUACAGAAAGGACAAAGUAGUGCCAAUGGCUAUACCCAGCGGCUUGGAAUGACUGCUUCAGAAAUGAUCAUCUGCUUUGACGCUGCCCAUAAACACUCAGGAAAGAAGCAAACAGUGCCUUGUUUAGAUUCCGUCACAGGGAGGGUGUUCAAACUAUGCAAACCACCCAAUGAUUUACGGGAAGUGGGGAUUCUUGUCUCGCCUGACAAUGACAUUUAUAUUGCUGGAGGGUAUAGACCAAGCAGCAGUGAGGUCUGCAUAGACCACAGAGCAGAAAGUGACUUUUGGAUGUAUGAUCACUCGGGCAAUAGAUGGAUCCCUAAGGCUCCGCUGCUUCGGGCCAGGAUAGGCUGCAAACUGGUUCAUUGCUGUGGUAAACUGUAUGCAAUAGGUGGUCGGGUUUAUGAAGGAGAUGGGCGCAACUCGCUGAAAUCUGUGGAGUGUUACGAUGGCCGAGAGAACUGCUGGACAGCCGUCUGUCCAAUGCCUGUAGCAAUGGAGUUCCAUAAUGCUGUGGAAUAUAAAGAGAAUAUCUAUGUUUUGCAGGGAGAAUUUUUCCUCUGCUAUGAUCCUCGAAAAGAUUACUGGGGUUUCUUAACUCCCAUGACUGUGCCUAGGAUCCAGGGUUUAGCAGCUGUCUACAACAACUCCAUCUACUACAUUGCUGGAACCUGUGGAAACCAUCAACGUAUGUUUACCGUAGAGGCCUAUGACAUUGAGUUGAAUAAGUGGACUCGAAAGAGAGACUUUCCAUGUGACCAGUCCAUUAAUCCAUAUAUUAAACUUGUUGUCCUGAAAAAUAAACUUCAUUUGUUUGUUCGAGCUACUCAAGUCACUGUUGAAGAGCACGUCUUCAGAACCAGCAGGAAGAAUUCUCUUUAUCAGUAUGACGAAGUUACUGAUCAGUGGCAGAAGGUGUAUGAGACCCCAGAUAAACUCUGGGAUCUUGGACGUCAUUUUGAAUGUGCUGUUGCUAAAUUGUAUCCACAGUGUCUUCAGAAAGUUAUUUGAAUUCCCCCCUUCUCCUUUCAUUGGUAAAAGGCCUUAGUGACUUUGGUAUUUAAUGACAGCAGAAAAAUCUGUUUUUAAAGAAAAACCAAUUCAAUUCUGUCAGUAUUUAAUGUGAGGUGAAAUGGAUAUCUUUUUUUUUUACAUGGGGAUGGGUGCUCUUUAAAGGUUGCAGUGGGGAGAAGGGAAUUAGUGGUUUAGUUUCCUGAUGGAUGUUUUCCUGCGGAGUGAGGAGUGGGUUACAAAGUGCAAUUAUCAGCAUUUUCUCUGCUAGAGUUAUUUGGGCCGGAUCUACACUACUGCUGUAAAGCACUUUAUAACAGUUUUGACAACUGUAUAUGGCGUGUGUCCUAGGUCCCAACCGUUGUCAAAACUGUUAUAAAGCGCUUUAAAGCAGUAGUGUAGAUCCUGCCCUGAUCAUGUUGUUCUAGAGUGACAGUUUGGCUAAAAGCAAGAGUAGAUGGAUUGAGGUAACUAUGCACUAUAGUGAGAGCAAAUCUAACGUGAAUAGCUAAGGUGAAGACAGCAAGUUUGAAAUGACCUUAUUUAAAAUACGGGUAAAAUCUGAGGCAAUAUCACUAGUUUACUAUUUUAGAUUCAGUGACACUAAAUAGGCAAAUACCCGGUCCUUAUACCUCUUCCAUAUGUACUGAAAUAUUGUUAUGCUUCUACGUUGUGGUAGCUUCUGUAGACCUAUAAACACUUGCAGCAGAACAUGAGCUACCAUUUGAAAAAGAGGUGGCCUACAUCAGGUGGCUGCAUUGCUUCUCUUCUCUGAGUUUAGUUUUAGCGCGUGUGUGGGCUUCUUAAUCUUCCAGUGGCUUCAUGAGAGCCAUUUUCUGCCAUUAAAUAUAGAGUUUAAAAAGCAGUUGAACAUAUUGGUCAUCCCAUAAAGGGCUUAAACCCAAUGGUGCUAGCACAUUUUUAAUACUUGUAAGUCUGAUAUGGGUCAAAUGGGACUGCUAGAUUAAGGCAGUCAAUUAGUAUUAAUGUCUCUAGUCUUAAGCAUGUCUCUUCCUGCUUUGUGUGUGAGCCCCUCUUAUAUGAACUUCUUUUGUGGAGCUAGUUCUUAAGUAGAAUAAGUAUAGGCUAAGUAGACUCAAUGGCUGUUUGGGAAGAGUCCCAUCUCUUAGAAGAUUAAGCGCUAAAUGCACUUUCUUUGGCCCAUCCUCCAAUAUCUCUGGCAAUGUAGCUUGGGACACUCCUAGUCAGCCAAAAAAGGCUGAGUUAGGCUGCAAUCCUUUGCCCAUGUACCUUGGAGUAAGUUCCACUGAACACAGUAUGACUUCCAAGUAAACAUGCAUAAGAUUGCAAUGUUAUAAAGCUGGAUGUUGGGAGCAUCUUACAAAAAAUAUGGCCCGCUAACCCAUCACCUUGUGGUCCCUUCUGGUGACAUUUUGGCAUGUGUUUGACUUGCAGCUGAUGAAUUCUUAUAGAACAAUAUUUGUCCCCAGUCGUUCUAAUGUAAAAACCUUUGGAUUUUUCUAGCUGUGGCUUCGCUUCUUGCCAUCUGGUUGUUUCUGGAAUAAUGUGAAAGUUUGCACUACUGAGCUUUUUUGUGACCCAAGGAUCACCACUUUUGGAAAUUUACACAUAAAAACUUUUGGAACAGAGUAAGAGUCUAAGUCCUUGUGACAUUGUGUCUCUAAUUCUACAUCUGAAUUGACUUAAGUCCCCCCCCCCAUCUCUAAGUAGAUGGAUGUAAAAGAUUAAUAAUAAAUCUCUUAACUGGCAAUUCUUCGCCAAGGAUAAAAAUUGUUCAAGAAUAAAACAUGUCCUGCUUUCAUCUUCAGUUUUGUUUUAAAAGAUGACCUGGCUUUAUAUCCAAGGAUGGUCACUACUUUUGACUUCAUAGAUAGUUAAGUUGGUCAAGCUGUGGUUAAAAGAGAUUACAUUUAGAACUGUGUUGGUUCAGUAAACAUGGGCUUGCAAUCCCCAGUAAGGUUUUAUGUUAAUAUGGUCCCACUUGACUUUGUAUAUUUAAAACUUGCACAAUGUAUUGAACACACAACUGUGAAACUAAAAUGGUAAUAAAGCCUCCUUCUGUUACAUACCUCAUCUUCAAGAGAUUCAGCAAGCCACUUUUUCUGUAGGCUUCUUCAUAUACCAUGCUGGGGGUACAGUUGUCUGAAUGCUGAGACAAAAACCCAUGAGUAUAUGUAAUGAUGUGGCUAAGUUCCCUUCAUUCUUAACAACAUUCAGAUUAAAGGCUAGUAAAGAAUAUGCUCUGGGUAGCUGCAAUUUAACACUUGUAAAUGCCAUGACCUCACAUUUAACUGUUGCCUCAAUAGCACUCAGUUUGUUGAGUGGCGAUGGUGCAGAGUUGCGUACUCAACAUGCAUACAGCACCUGACCCUCUGUGCAGUCAGCUGGAGAUGAAAAUUGGUGCUGCAGUGCGUCUGGAUGGUUCAGUGUAGUUUCCACUCAGCACUACAAGGCUGUGUUGUGUACCCUUGACAUUAAGAAGUAACAACAGGAAAAGAAUGAAGGGCCAUGAAAUGUUCCCCAGAUACUGUAGGAUUAACCCCAGGGCUGAAAUGUUCAACUGUGUUCAGUCCGCAGCCUGUUGUGGUGGGUGAUUAGUCUACUGCCUUAGAUGUGAAUUCUAGUGCUUCACUUGAAUGACUGACUAAGGCUUUGAUAUCUUAAGCAUAGUGCUGAGACUGAUUUUUUAAGUAAGUUCUGGUUUCUGUUCACAAAUAUAACUUUCCAGUUGCUUUCAUGUAUUUAACUUUUCUUACUAUUAGUUGGCUAUAUUUGCGCUCUUGUAAGCCUCUUAGCUGCAAACUUUCUGAAGCACCCUCCCUUAAGCAUUAGUAAUUUUUUGCUGCAAAAAAGGUGUUAUGUAUCUUUCAAAAAGUUCAGUUGGAAAUCUUUACCAGACUUAUUGCUGCUUUUUGACAAUCUCCUGUAUUUAUUUAGUAGACAUGUCAAUCUGACUUGAAUUUUUUUUUAAAUAGCUUAAGUUAGCAAAUGACCCUGUCAUGUGAUGUAUAGAAAUACAAUAUGCUGUGGUUAAUUCUGCAGUAGGUUUGUUUUCAAGUUUCAUUUUUAUCUGCACUAAAUACAAAGAUCUUUGUCUAACCAUUCACACUGGGGGAGGGUUUGACUGUAGUAUGCUUGAAAGCUAACUCGUGAUUUAUUUGCCAUGAGGUGGAAUACAUUGAGUCUUAUGCAUGAAUAAUUAUUUAAGCAGUAAUAUCAACUGAAGAAUUUUAGUUGUUUACAUGCUUCUAAAUUAUCCAGUGAGAAUUUGUCAGUGUAAAUUUGCUUUUGAAAAUCUGAUUCUGAACAUCCCUGCACAGUGUGAGAACAGAUGACACCAACCUGCGCUAAGGUUACUAUAAUUUCUAAAAUGUGCAGGGCUAUGUUUGAUCUCUCUGCCCAACUUCUUUUCUUGCUGCUCUUAUUUAGCUUACCUUGUUGAGACAUCACCCUUCCAUUUAUAAUUCUGCUGCUGCUUCUUUUCUUUUUUAAAAAAAACAGUCUGGGAAAAAGCUCCCAGUUUUUAUGCUAGAACGUAUUGAUUUGAAGGCACAAUCCACCAAGCGCUGCUGUUGUACAUUCACCACAGCCUUGCACAUGCCCCAUGGAAAUGAAGUAAGGUUAUGCAGCAACAUCGCUUGGUGGGCUGCUACCCUAAACUGUCACAGCUGUUUAUAUUGUGCAUGUGGUUUGUAUAAUCUCAAAAAUCUCCCUGUGUUCCGCUAUCUGUUUAGAAAUGGCAUCAGAUGUUCAGCGCUCAGGUAUGUUAGUAAGAAGUACUGUAGUCCUCUGAGGGCAAAUGUGUGGAUUUUAAAACAUUUUGCCAUAAUUGCACAAAUUUGCAUUUUUACUUAAUGUCAUGUUAAUUUUCUUAAUAAACCUGUUGUUCAAA
This is a messenger RNA of Elgaria multicarinata webbii, 5752 nucleotides long. RefSeq names its product kelch repeat and BTB domain containing 8 (gene KBTBD8). Gene Ontology annotation, biological process: neural crest cell development. Gene Ontology annotation, molecular function: protein binding. The coding region runs from base 73 to 1878 and encodes 601 amino acids. NCBI's taxonomy places the organism in Eukaryota, Metazoa, Chordata, Lepidosauria, Squamata, Anguidae. The record is from RefSeq and is a predicted model, not a curated record. The transcript has 4 exons.